This is a messenger RNA of Tetrahymena thermophila SB210, 1623 nucleotides long. Its product is annotated as transmembrane protein, putative. The record is from RefSeq and is a predicted model, not a curated record. The transcript has a single exon. NCBI's taxonomy places the organism in Eukaryota, Ciliophora, Oligohymenophorea, Hymenostomatida, Tetrahymenidae.
AUGGCAAAAGAUUAAGAAUCGUAGAAGAAACAGAUAGUCAUUAUUUCUGAUCCAUUACCUGAAAAGACAAAAUUCCCAAAAUCGGGUUUUUGCAAUGGAAGACUUAGGUUUAACCUUUUGAUGAAUAUUUCUGUGAUUGGUUUUAUUAUAAUACCCUUCUUUGUCCCUGUUAUUUACUCUAUAGGGAUCGGAUAUUACUUUGCCUUUUAAUGGUUAAUAUACUUUAUGGUAUACUUAAUCAAUACAAUUAGACUUAUGAGAGCAUUUAAAAAGUAAAUGAAGAAAGGAUAAAAACAAUAAAAACACGAAAAUGAAGAUAUAAAUUCUACUCAUACUAAUUUGAUAGAUAGUGAAAACAAUACAAUAAUAGAUUAAACAGAAUAAAAGUAUAGAUAUAAAUAAAUUAUGAUGACAUUUAUUUAUAAAGAACCUAUUGAGUUACUUUCUAACACAUUGUUUAACUUGAGAGAAAUGGAAGGAUCUAAUUAAUUUAUUGUUUCUGUUGGUUUUGAAGAAAGAUCACCUGAUAUAGAUAACAAAAUUAAGUACUUGAAUGAAUAGUUUUCUGAGUCUUUUGAGGAGUUUAUAAUAACUAUUCAUCCAUAUGGAACUGAAGGAGAAAUUCCUGGAAAGUGCUCUAACAGUAAUUACCUUCAAAGAAAAUUGGUGGCUUAUUUAGAAUAAACAAGAGAAAAUUUCAAUAUUGAGGAGUAUAUGGUAACUAAUUUCGACACAGACAGCAGAUUUUAAAAGAACUAUUUGAGAGUGCUAGAGAGCUAAAUGGAAAAAACUUGCAAAAAACCUGAAGAUAUUCAUGAAAUUGUAUGGUAACCUGUUAUUUACUAUAAUUGGGACUUAAAAGCAAGAAGAUUUUUUGUUAGAAUUAUUUCUUUGGUUAGAAAUAUGUUAAUGAUGGGAGCUUUAAUUCCUUUUUAAAUUAAUGUUAUGGGAAUAUUUUCUUUUUCUCUAAAAUUAUGUGUUACUGGUGGAUACACUCACCCAACAUAUCAGAUGGAUGAUGUUAUUUGCUAGAUAAGAUGGUUUAUAAAGAAGAAAAAGCCAAUUAAAAUAAAGUAAUUAUACACAGCAGCCAUUUCAGGUCCUACAACGGGUAAUUCCUUUUAUGAAGAGUUAGUUGAGUGGGCAAGAUAGAUUAAAAGAUGGACAAUCGGAACGGCAGAAGUUUUUCACUAUUACGUUGUAAAAUCUAAGCAUAUCUAACCUAAUUUAAAAUUUACUGUUUGGGGAUUCUUAUAUUUCAAUUAUUACUCUGUCUUUUUGAUAGCAUAAAACUUUUUUACAAUAAGUUGUGCAGUUUGCUUUACUGUUUUAAAGUCAGAUGAGCUUUCAGAUCUUGAAUUCUACUUAAGUAUAGGACCUCUUGGUUUCUAAUAUGUCAUAUUUAUAUUAAUGUUUACCAUAAAUGGAGCAUCUCAAUACAUAUUAGACCCAAUUAGACCAAAAGAGAGCUUUAACAUUAUCUUAACAUUAAUUCACAUCAUCAUAACUCCUUUUACUUAAAUUGCUUCUGGUCUUGUUGCUUGUUAUGGUAUUUUCGAAGUUGCUUUUAGAGGUAAAAAAGUUUGUAAUCAUAUUAGCUCUAAAAAAGAUACUCUCAAAUGA